Messenger RNA from Cladophialophora yegresii CBS 114405, 1035 nucleotides. RefSeq lists its product as uncharacterized. The transcript has 2 exons. Lineage: Eukaryota; Fungi; Ascomycota; Eurotiomycetes; Chaetothyriales; Herpotrichiellaceae. The coding region runs from base 1 to 1035 and encodes 344 amino acids. The record is from RefSeq and is a predicted model, not a curated record.
AUGUCCGAAUCCAGUGGAGUGCUUAAGGAGCAAAAUCAUCUGGAUGGGGUGCGCCCGACAUCUGGUCGAGUCUCCAGUGCCUUUAUGAUUCGCUCAGUUCAGUCCUCGUCCGAGUCGCCGCCGCCCGACGCGGCACCCUGGUCAUCUGCUAUCGGGCACGCUGGCACUGGCAAAUCAGGCAGAGUGAUCGAGAGACUUCAGGGCGACAUUGACAGACUACGGCGGGAAAGGCAACUUCUGACGACGCGGCUAGAGGAAUCAGAAAAACAGACCGAGACCUUAAAGACACGCAACCAAUCCCUGCAAGACCGGACGAGUAACUACGAGCAAUCUCACGAAGCAACACUUCGAGUAUUAUCGAGAAGAGAACGCCAGGUCGAAGAGCUACGGGAAGAACUCAGAAAAGAGAAAUUGAGGACAGCGCAGGCUGAAGCCCAAGCGGCGGCUGCAAUCUCGAACGAGGAGGAAUGGAGAAACCAGGCCCAUCAGGCGAGGGCCGUUGCCACUCAGAAGGAGGUGGAGUAUGACACGAUUGUCGAUUGUCGGAAAGUGGACUAUAAUCGCCACCAGGCUGGACUCGACAAGGUCAGAAGUGAAGUCGGUAGGCUUCUACGCCAAAAGGAGGAAAACGUCGAGAAGCAGAAGAAGUUGGAAAUAAUCGCCGAACAGCAGCAGCAGACUAUUUCCCACCUUGAGGAUCUCAAUCGAAAGCUGUCUACGAAUUUUAAGGCAUACAGGCGUGAGAUUGACAGCGCCGUAACCGACCUCCGACAAAAUGCCAGUCGCAACGAGCAGGCAGUGGACCAGAAGCUGGAUGAGAUGACUGAGGUAACAGGGCGAAUGCGGUGGGUGAUGAACAUCGGAGAUGUUGUCCACCGUCAUCACGCUGGUCCGCUUUCGUCUCAGGCAGAAGACCCAAGGAACGGCGCUACAUCGAGGCCGCAGACAGCCACCGAACCCGAUGGAAAGAGAAGCCGUAGUCCUCUCAAGCUUACCAAGCACAGACGAAAGGAUUCGACAAAACUGCCCAAGUGA